GCCUGGUGAUGACAAGUCGCUGGCUGCUAUUAAGUUUGCUACUCUAUUUGGGUGGCCAAGAGGUCUCCUCGGGUGUGAUGGAUAAUUUUAACGAUGGCCUGAAAAUGGCUGGACAAAUGUUUGGCAUUAACACCGCCGCUGAUGUGGCCAAUUUGGUGGCCAAGGCCUUCUCCGGUCAAUCUAUGACAAACGUUCCCAACUUGGUAAGCUACGUGCAGAAAAGACUACAAGGGCCACCGAAUGAAGAGGAACCGGAAGAGGAUCAAUCGGAACAGGAGUCGGAAACAGAAAAUGCCCAGGAGGAGCCACCGGGGGAGGGCAGCAGCACGCGGAGACCACCUCCAUUGUCCUUUAAUUCCGGAGAUAUGUUCACCAAUAUGCUGAGGAUGGUGGGAUUUGAUACCCGCAGAAUAGGAGCACUAGCCCUGAAUGCCUUGAUUAUGAUUGCCCAGGCGAUUGGAAGUUCCCUGAUGCAAAUGACUCGCGGAGGAUCAAAGAUUGAUGCCUCGGAAUCCCUGUACGAACCCAGUGACCAGCGCCCGAGAUCCCUUUCCAUGGGCUCGCCCAUCGAUUGGUUUAUGCAGCGUUCCGAUAGGCAUAGCAAACGACUGAUUAGGGAUAUCAUGGAUCGGGAUCUGCCCGAAUACAUCGUUGAUAUGAUCGAGUCCAAGGAAAAACCAGAUGAGGGAAAGAAGGCCGGCUGUUUUAAACUUCUAAUGUGCAAAGGUAAACCCAUAAUUUGGGGAAUGCAGGAAUCGCUGAAGAAACGCCUGGCUGGAGAACCUGAAGAACCCGAGGAAACCUCUAGCUACUUCGACAAGAAAAUAUUCUUCAAGUAUUUGCCCAGUCUUCAAGAUUUUAGAGUUCAUAGUGCUAGCUGUGAAGCGAAAUAUCAUGAGGAGUGCCCCAAAAAUGCAACCACAGGAAGUUUUGAUUGACAACACUUUAUCUUUCAUUAAAUAAUGUAAUCGGAUAUAUUUUUCUUGGUUAAGGGUUGAGAGAGUUGAGUUAUGUUUUGAUACCAAAGAAACUAUUCGAAAGAUCAUUUUGUGUAUUCUAUAUCCAUCUUUUUCUUUAAAAAAAUGGUUAAAAUUAUUUAGUUAUUUAAGUGAAGGUUGUUUUGCUUGGAAAA
This is a messenger RNA of Drosophila subpulchrella, 1132 nucleotides long. RefSeq lists its product as uncharacterized. The transcript is spliced from 2 exons. The record is from RefSeq and is a predicted model, not a curated record. NCBI's taxonomy places the organism in Eukaryota, Metazoa, Arthropoda, Insecta, Diptera, Drosophilidae. Bases 9 to 938 code for a protein of 309 amino acids.